Molecule: messenger RNA, 1462 nt
Organism: Rubroshorea leprosula
Lineage: Eukaryota; Viridiplantae; Streptophyta; Magnoliopsida; Malvales; Dipterocarpaceae
Source: the annotation of a GenBank genome assembly
ACCCCUCUUUGAUCCUUUUCUUUACUUUUCUUUUUAAAUUCUAUACCCUUUCAGUUAUAAGGAAGUGCGCAAAGUACUUGCAACAUAUAAUAAGAGCAUAACCCUCCAAAAAAAAAAAGGGUCUACAAAGGGAGAAAAAUUGAGCCCAUCAUCUUGGGCCCAUCCAGUUUGGUUAUCGGGCCUCCCGCCCAAUUGUUUUGGGUAAAUCCGUAAAUGAAAUUAUAUUGUUACAUGUUUCCUGAGAGUGGGAUGUUUGAAUUUGUCAUGGUCUUUGUCACUAAUUAAGGAAAAACAUUUUACUAAUCUGGACGAUGAAAUUGUCGUUCCAUGGUUAAGGAGAGAAAUUCUCUCCCAACCACAACAUGCAAACUCUAGUUUGGGUAUAAGAAGACACCACCAUGCCCCUUGCAAAUCAGGCUUUCGGUAUAUCCUUUUUUGCCCAAUUGAGAUUCAGGGAAGAUGGGUCAUCCCAAAGCCUCAUCUUCCUUCCUUUUUCUGGCCAUUUUCCUUGUUUGCUCAUCCACCAUCACCACUGCGUUAAACGUCACCAGGAUCCUUAGCAAUUACCCUGAUUUUGGCACCUUCAGUGACCUUAUCAACAGGACUGGUAUCAAUGAUCUAGUCAAGAACCGCCAAACCAUCACCCUCCUUGCCCUUGACAAUGAUACCAUAGGCUCCAUCUCCGGUAGGCCCCAAGACGAGAUCAAGAGGAUUCUUAUGGCCCACAUUGUGUUGGACUACUAUGAUACCCUGAAGAUCCAAAAGCUGGGGAAGAGGAGUAUCCUUCUCACCAAUCUGUACCAGACCACUGGUGUCGCUCAGGACCAACAAGGAUUUCUGAACAUGACCAAGUUGGGUCCAGGCAAUGUUGUGUUUGGUUCAGCCGUGCAUGGUUCACCCCUGGUUGCUAAGCUGUUGGGUUCCGUGCUUGCUCAACCUUUCAACAUUUCUGUGCUUCAUGUCAGCACGCCCAUUGUGCCUGCUGGAAUUGGGGAGGUUGUUCUUGCUCCUCCACCACCACCUUUCUUGCCACCACCCCCUGCACCUAAGAAAGCUGAGGUCCCUUCAUCCAAUGACAAUACCGCUGAUGACUCAGAUGAGAUACUCGUGCCUGCUCCUUCUCCAGCUGAUGCUCCAGUGGCUGAUGCUCCAGCCAUGUCUAACCAUAAAUCACCACCUUCACCGAAUGAUGCUGAUGCUCAGUCACCCGCACCUUCAGGUUCCCGGAGUGUAGGUUCAGGCAUUUGUCUUGCAGCAGUGAUGGGUUUGGUAGCAAGCUUGGUAGUUUUCUAAGACCAUGUCAAUAGGUAGGAAAGCAAAAAUGAGGAAGAUGAUAUAUUGCAAGCAAUUGGGGGGCAGAAUAAUGGAUGUAUCGAAGUGAAACGUUAAAUCAUAGUCCCUGAAUCAAAAAAGAUGUCCCCUAUUUGCUCCAUGCGUUUUGGAAUAAUAACUUUUUUUCUAU